Enterobius vermicularis (human pinworm) is the source of this 1389-nucleotide messenger RNA. Lineage: Eukaryota; Metazoa; Nematoda; Chromadorea; Rhabditida; Oxyuridae. The record is from the annotation of a GenBank genome assembly.
AUGCAAAUACUUCACACUUUUUUACUGCUUUUGGUGGCAAAUUGCUCUGCUCAGAUAGUUAAAUCUUCAGUCAUUGAUCGAUUGGCCAUGAACCUUGCUGGUGCUUUUGUGAAAUCAAUCUUUCCGCAAAUAGAAAGAAAAACGAAGACUCCACAGUUGCCUUUAAACAUCGAAGAGAUACGACGAGCGCCAUCUGGUUUAUUUGACUUAACCAGCAGCGGACAAAACGGAUUAUAUUCUUGUAAGCCAGCGUUACGUUUGUUACUUUAUCAAACGGUGGACAACCGUUUGGUCUUGGUAGAGAAAAUUUGGAACAUUGAUGCUAUCAACCAAUAUCGCAAAGAGCGGUACUUAGCCGAACUACAGCGCCAUCAAAAUGAACUCAGCCAAUAUGCUGCAAAACAAAUGGAAUAUUUGGACCAACAACGAAAAUAUCAGCAGGCUAUGCUAGAUCAUCAAGCUGGUGCUGCGGUAAUUCUUUAUGGCUUACUCGUUUCAUCAGAGGUCAAGAGUCAAUAUCACAAACGUUCAAAACAAAACAAGUCAAACAGUCGAUAUAUCGGCAGUAUCCGUGACCAACAAACAGGAGGUCAUGUUUUGCAAAAUGCAAAGAAUAAGGUCCUGACAAAGCAGUUUAAGAUUUUAGACGACCGUGAAGAAUACGCGAGCGACGACUACUUGCGUAAAUUUUUUAAAAGUAAUUACGGCAUUGAUAUUAAUGAAAAUAUGGAUAGCAAAUUGUUGACUGAAGAAGAACGAAAUACUCUGAGAGAGCUGAAAGAACAUCUGAUCCAAGAAAUAAAACUAAUAUCGUCAGUAUUUCAUUUUAGUGAAUUCCCAACACGAAGCCAAUCCCGGCUUCCCAUUACUGAAACUACAAAUCAUGAAUUAACCCUUGAAGAGCCAAAUGUUAAGGAGGCAUGCGCUAGAUGUAUCCCGGUCGAACUAGGGCGCUUGUCUGGUGCAUGGACACAGAUAUACGGGAAUCCAUCUGCUUUGAGAAGCAUAUAUUCAACGCUGUUAAGUCUACGGCCAAUCAGUUUGAAAUCGAAUAUUGUCACCACAGCGAUGACAACGAAAAAAGCAAGUUGUGUUGGUUUUCAAGUUAAGAAGCUGAAAAAACGAGGUUCAAGAUUCUACCUGUAUUUUCGAGAUGACACAAAGCAACAUGAAUUGUAUGAGGUUUGUUUAGAAACAAAUGUGUAUCAUCAUGACUAUAUCGUGUUAGCUGAGACAGAUGGGCCUUACAAGUGUCGAUCUUAUCAUAUUUUUGCAAGAAAUGCUGAGUUAUUCAAGAAAAGAUACUAUGACGAUGUUGAAGUCGUGGACCACAGUAUUAUGCGAGUUGCAGGUUUGCCGAAGCCUCUUUAUUGUCAAGUAAACACUUAA